Exserohilum turcica Et28A is the source of this 1475-nucleotide messenger RNA. RefSeq lists its product as uncharacterized. Bases 90 to 1475 code for a protein of 461 amino acids. Lineage: Eukaryota; Fungi; Ascomycota; Dothideomycetes; Pleosporales; Pleosporaceae. The record is from RefSeq and is a predicted model, not a curated record. The transcript has 4 exons.
ACUAACUCGAUUUCAUCUUCAAUUUCCAAUACGCGACUUACGUGUAGAACUUAGUCAAAACCUCGGCAUCUGCAAAAUUGAAUACCGCAAUGGCGUCCGAGGUAGUCAACAAGCUGCAGAAUAUGGUAACAGGGGAGUCCAAGAGCGCCCGCAAGAAGAAGGGCAAGCAGGAAGGAGCGACUGCGGUGCCGGCCGCGCCCGAAAAGACGGCGUCUGAGGCCGGUGCGGGCGGCUCUGAGGUCGCAAGCAAGGCCAAUGGAGCAGACAGCGACAACUCGUACCUCCGGGAGAUCCAGAAGAACAUUCGCAAUAUCAACAAGAAACUGAGCGCAACGCAAAAGGUCGAUUCCAUAAUCGCAGCCAACCCCGGCGUCUCCCUCGAUGAGCUCCUCGCGUCUCGCAAGAUCAACGCCGACCAGAAGGCCCAGGCUGAGAGGAAACCCGGUCUCCAGGCUCAGCUCGCACAGUAUGAAGAGCAGUACGCCAACUAUAAGAAGUACGGCGAUGAGCUCGAAGCCAAGUUUGCAAAGGAGAAGGAGACUCUGUCAAAGGCACACUCUGGGGAAAUCGAGACACUGCGGGAAACCAUCAAGGCUGAGGCUAAGCUGGAGCAACAGAAGAUUGUCAAGGAGAAACUCCUGACACUGUCUCGCUUCUUGCGCGCUGCUGCUGCACGUCGCCAAUUGGAAGACGAUGACUCGGAUCUCACUAAGGCUUUCGAGGGUGCUCUUCUCCAGGUCUAUGGAGGAGAUGUCAGCGCUGUCAUGGCGGCAGAGAAGCUCAUUGACGGUGCGAGCGAGGGUGUGCCCUCGACCGAGGGUGUAGUACUAAGCGUUACUUCAGAUUCCCAGGUGAAGCAGGCUGCGCUCGAGGAGGCUCCAUUCGCUGCGGAAGAAGCUUGGGUGGACGAGGUCGCGCAACAUCAGACAGCCCCUCUUGAGACGGAAGCCGUGUCCGACCCCACUAUCGCCAACGCCGGACUGACCGAAAUCGAUGCCGGCGAAAAGCCCGUAACUGAAGCUGCGGCGGAGCCUUCAGAUGUACCAGCAGCCUCUAACGUUGGAACAGACACGGCGAAUGCUGCAGCGCAGGCUCAGUGGGAAAAGCAGCAGAGUGCAACUGACGACCCGUUGACUGAGUCUUUUGAGAUGGUCCCUCGAGACCUCGCCGAAACCGAGACACCACACGCUGCUGCUGCCGCCCCGACCAGCACCCAGAGCUGGGCUGAUGAGGCUCAUGAGCAAAGCUCGGCGCCUGCAGGCCCUGCCGCUGCUAACGAUGGCUUCUCCGAAGUUCACCACGGUCGUGGUGGUCGCGGACGGGGAGGCCAUCCCGGUGGUGAUCGCGGCGGUUACAGGGGCAGGGGCCGAGGCGGUCCCCGCGGUGAAUUCCGCGGCGGCCGUGGCCGUGGCCGCGGAGACUUCAGGGGAGGGCGUGGCGGCUUCCGUGGUGCCCCCCGAGGCGAGUCAUCGUAA